AUGUUCGUACACCACGACCGGGCAAGUGUAGCCUACAGCCAUGGGCACCAAACGGCUGCACCAGACCGCUCCUGUCCCCAUAAUGAUGAAGCAAGCACAGAUUCGAGUGAGACGCUAAAUGGCCAGCGUCUGAUAGAAUUCCGACUCGGCCAAGAGGCGGAGACCGAGCAGGGGCUGUCGGUGGCUGCUGCCGAGCUGAUGGUCCGCGCGGAGGCCGCGCCUAGGGCAAGAAAACUAAGAUACACGCUGUGGGCCUUCACGGUACACGGGAACUCCAGUGUUGGAGAACUGGCUGGGGAAGCCGAGAUUGGCGGUGGUAGAACCGGCUCGGGUCGAGGAUGGCAGCGUGUGGACGUGACGCCGGCGGCCCGGCGCUGGGCGGCGGCCGGCGCUACGACGCCGCUGCGCCUGUUAGUGGACUGCAGCGGGUGUGCGGGGCGCGUGCGGCUCAGGCUCGGCGGGGCCGCGGCCGCGCGACCUCUCCUCCGGCUCCGUGUCGCCGCACGCUCGCCGCGCCGCCGCCGAGCGCUGGACUGCGACGCCGCCGCUCACGGCCGCUGCUGCAGACAGACGUACUACGUGAGCUUCCGCGCGCUCGGCUGGGACGACUGGAUCGUGGCACCUGAAGGCUACUACGCCAAUUACUGCCGUGGAGCGUGCGAGCCCUACCUCAACUAUCAUUCUCAGGUGGUGGAGGCGGCCCGUCUGCAGCGCGCCGCUUGCUGCGCCCCGGUGCGCUUCUCGGCGCUGUCCCUCAUCUACUUCGGCGCCGACUCGAACAUCAUCAAGCGAGACCUGCCCGAGAUGGUGGUCGAGGAAUGCGACUGCCCCUAG
This is a messenger RNA of Danaus chrysippus (African queen), 834 nucleotides long. The record is from the annotation of a GenBank genome assembly. NCBI's taxonomy places the organism in Eukaryota, Metazoa, Arthropoda, Insecta, Lepidoptera, Nymphalidae.